AUGGAGCUCUCAACCACCAUGGUUCCUGUGAAUGUCCCCCUGGUGCACGACCCGCCAAGCGAGGAGCCCGAGGGUGUCUCAGCCCUCCCGCAGAGCCACAUGAUGCUCCUAAAGGCGUCAUGCUGUGCGUCGCCAGGGGAAUACCACGAUCCCGUGUCGCACAUGAUGGCCAAUAAAUGCGGGUCCAAGCCCGCUGUGCUGCUCGCUCCGUCGCCCAGCACAUGGAAGGACGGAUCGUGCUCCACGUGGUACCCCGCGUCUCCAUCCUCGGCCUUAACGGGCUCGUUGCCGACGCUUUUCGCGCCUUCAUCACUGAGACACUUGGAUGGGACACAAGCCAAGUUGCAUACGAGAUCCGAUGGUUUGCUCCCUGAUGGAUCGCGCGCCGCCAGCGGUGUUCCGAGCAGCGCCAUUGUCGUGAGCAGCAGCACGAGCAGCAACACCAGCGGCCGCCACAGCGACCAUGGCUUCGGCGGUGAGGGAGGUCUCGUGGAUGCGACGGAGCUCUGGAGUGGCGCGGACGCGGAAAUCCAGUCAGCGGGAGCGUGCGGAGAGGAACUGCCCGUGGCAAAUGCGCCGCACAUCCGCGCGCAAGACGACACCGCGAAUAUCGCGAAGAGCCAGGCGGAGGCUGCGGUGACGGGUAGCGUGGAGCCGUCAGGGCUGCGCGCGGAUUGCGGUUCGACGCUCUCCGGCUCGUCAUCGGACCUGCUGAACGACGCGCGGUGUGAACUUGAAGGCUGCGGCGGCGAUACCAAAGAGGGAAGCACGGGCGAGGCGGCGAGGCCAAGCUACGUGCUGGAGAUGCUAUCGGCCGCCGUGCAGCAGCAGGAGUUCGUGGUCGUAGGCGGCGAUGACGCCCGUCACACCACAGACUGCGCGCCGGCCACCGUCCACGUCGGAUCGAACCACCACGUCACUCAGCCCGCAGCGCGUCUGCAGUCCAGCGGGACUCACGCGAUGGUACUUCCGCAGAAGCGGCAGUGCAACCCGCCGCCCCUGCCCGCCAUGGGGCUCAAGCUGGCGGACAUCAAGCGCGUCAUCGGCCUCAAGACCGCGCCGCCCACCAAAAAGCCGCGCAAGGGCGAGUCAGUGAGUCCGUCGUCCGCGGCGGCGCAUCACGCGUCGGGGACCUCAUCGCUGGCGCAUCGCCUGGCGGCGGUUCUCCCCGCCCAUGCGCAGCACCACUCCGCCAAGCUGCCUUUUCCCCCGUCCUCCGCGACACUCUCCGACAUGCCUACCGCGCCGCACGCCGCCCCGUGCAGCCCGUGCGUCGACGCGCCCUCCGCGCUUGCGCGCGCCCCCGGCGCCUCCCUCCCGUGCCGAGGCGGGGAGACGUUGGAUGACGUGGCGCGCCAGAUGCACUCGUGGCCCGGCCGCGCGAUGAACUGUGCCUCGCCGGCGGGCGACGCGUGCGGCGGACUGAACUGCUCUGCGGACUGCAAUGGUCACAUGGCCAAGGCGCAUGGGCCACUGCCCUGCGCGCACUCACCUGAUGGCGCUGCCGAGCCCGUCUGCGCGGGAUGCGUGGGGUUGCCGCGCGGAUUGGCGCAGGGCGACGCGAUGCUCAUGUGCCCCGGAUGUACCCCGAGCAACGCCAUGGCGCCUGGAUCCGACGGUCCCUGGCCCACUGCCGCUGGACACUACCACGCUUCCAGCCACCAGCAUGCGGACAUGCUUUCCAUGGGCAUGGGCAUGGACGCCCUUGGUAACCCCAUGAUGCUCCCCUGGCAGCAGCACGCGUUGCCCAUGGAGUGCAGUUGCUGCCCGCCAUCAGCGCUUGCAGGCGCGCCGUGGGAUGCGUCACUGUCCCCAUCAUCAACACCAGCACCACUCUCCUCUUCCUCCCUGCACCCCACCAUGUGCCUGCCUUCCGGCAUGCCCGGGACCGGCACUGACCCGUGCGGCACACUGGAGGCGUCUGCUAGCGCCCCCUGUGCCAUGACCAGUGGCCUGGAGGCGAGACUGGCUGGCGCGCUGGCAGCAGAGGCAGCAGGCAGCGCGGGAAUGGCGGGCGUGGUGGGCACGGAAGAUGGGCGGGACGCUGCGGGGCUGUGGUGCUCUGCGGACGGUCUGGCAGAGGCAGGCGUGGGAGGGGCCAUGGGGGCUGCGAGUGACAAGGUGGAAGAGGACAGGGACGUCAAGAGGAAGGAGUCCAACCGAGUGUCUGCUCGCAAGAGCCGCCAACGACGGCAGCUGCAGAUGGACAGACUCGAGGCAGAGGCUGUGCAGCUUCGAGACACCAACACGGCACUAUCACAGCAAGCACAGGAGGCUGAGACACGUGUAGAGGAGCUGAUAGGCCAGCAGCGAGAGUUGCAGCGGCAGUGUGAGGCUGUGAGAAAACAGCUCGAAGCAGUUACACAUUGCAGUCAAGAGGAUGCCUAG
Molecule: messenger RNA, 2388 nt
Organism: Closterium sp. Naga37s-1
Lineage: Eukaryota; Viridiplantae; Streptophyta; Zygnematophyceae; Desmidiales; Closteriaceae
Source: the annotation of a GenBank genome assembly